This is a messenger RNA of Protopolystoma xenopodis, 342 nucleotides long. The record is from the annotation of a GenBank genome assembly. Lineage: Eukaryota; Metazoa; Platyhelminthes; Monogenea; Polystomatidea; Polystomatidae.
UUGCGUGACCUUUUGUGUGGUUGCGGUCUCCUUUCGUUGUCAAGACGUCGUCUGGCCGUGCUUUCGCGACUUGGUCAAAGAAGACAAUUCUCGGCUGGUGAGAUUGGCAAGACUCACGAGGCCGGCGUAGCAACUGAGAGUGUACCACGUCGACGGUCCGACUCUGGACAUUGUCUACGACGUGCUACGGCUGCGGAAUGGAUGUCGAGAUGGCCAACACACGCAAAAAUGGGCCAGUUGAUUGCCAUUUCCUGCCUCCAUCGUGAAUCCCGGCCUCGCAUCUCGUCCAUUCGUCACGCCAAACUCGCUGCCAGUCAGCAGAGCAGAUCUGUCUGCCUCUGA